AUACUGGAAGUUUUUAAGAAGGGACUGGACAGCCAUUUUUCCGAAAUGGUAUAGGGUUUCCUGCCUGAGCAAGAGGUUGGACUAGAUGACCUCCAAGGUCCCUUCCAACUUUACUACUACUACAUAUUACAUGUUUGCAGUGUGAUGUCUGGAUUGCCUGAAAAAAUACUAUUUUUCAGCAUCAGUGAAUUCUUACUGGAGAGAAACUUUAUCAGGGCUUAGGAUGUGGCAAAGGAUUUCAUCUGACAAUCAGGUCUUCAGAUGCCCUUGAAAAACCCACACAGGAGAAAAAACUUAACAUGUGUAGUGUGAGAAAACGUUUCCUUGCCAAUUGGAAUAUCUUGCCUCCUGGAGUUUGUCCGUUUGAAAUUGUCUCCUUGGAAAUUUUCUUGCCAACUUAAAAAUUGUAUAAUUUUCAUUUUCAGAAGUGAAAAUGAAAGUCUAAUGUGAGUGUGAAAAUCUAAAAUCUAAUGUGAAAUUCUCCGGAAUCAAAAAAGGACUCCUGCUAAGAUCUUGGAAGCCACCAAAAGUCUCUUUUGAGUUGGGCAGGAUGAAUACAUCCAGGAAAUAUAUACAGGCAGUCCUCGACUUAUUUUACGACCUUUUUAUCUACAGUUGCUGACAGGGGACACCGGGAAAAGUGGACAAAAUUCCAGUUCUGAGAUUUUCUGCGUUUGGAAAGCCCUGCAACUGAGAAGGCACCGGAAAUUAUCCUGGAUGGAGAAAUACUUUGAUAGAAAGUCCCCUCAGAGGAACCAGGAGAGACUCUUCAAGUGCUCUGAGUGCGAGAUAUCCUUUGCUCACAAAUCCCUCCUUUUGAUUAACUGGAAGCUGGACAAAGGGAAUGGAUCCCAUCUGUGUUUGAUGUGUGGGAACUGGUUUUGUGGUUGUGAAGCUUUGCGAAACAUCUCCGGAGCCACCCCGGACUGAAGCCCUACAAAUAGGGGAAGCAUUUUGCUAAAGGCUGGGACCUCAGAGCUCCUUAGCGUAUCCACCAGGGAAAGAGACCUCAGGAAGGCCUCAGUGUUUUUCCAGGCCUCAGAACAGCCCAACUGAAGAGAAACCCUGCAGUUGUGUUCAAUGUGGGCUUUGCUUUUCUCAAAUCUCAGAGAUGCUUAAACAUCAACAAAUCCACACUGGACAAAAACCUGAACAAUGUUUGGAGUGGAGGAAAUCUUUUCUUUGAAAAAGGGUCUCCAAAUCCAUGAGAAAAUUCACAUGGAAAUAAAACCUUAUAAAUGCUUCGAGUGUGGACAAUGUUUCACUCGGAGUUCAUCACUUUGCAAGCAUAAUAAAACACACACAGAGGAGGAAAGCAGAACGUGCCAAGAAUGUGGGAAAUGUCUUUCCAGCAAAUCAGCCCUGCAGCAACAUCAGACUGUCCACACUGGGGAGAGCCCUUAUGAAUGUCUGGAAUGUGGGAAAUGUUUUUCCAGGAAAUCAGUCCUGCAGCAACACCAGAUAAUCCACACUGGAGAAAGACCCCAUGAAUGCCCAGAAUGUGAGAAACGAUUUGGGCGUUCUUCCGCACUUCGGAGACACCAAAAGACGCACACGAGAGAAAAACUCUAUAAAUGUAACGAUUGUGAGAAAUGUUUUUCUCGAAAGGGAAGUCUUUUUCGACAUCAGAUCAUCCACACAGGGGAGAAACCCUAUCAGUGCAUCGAGUGUGGAAAAUUUUUUGGUUCAAUAGCAAAUCUCAGACAUCAUGAGAAAAUUCACAGAGGGGAAAAAAAAUUCAAAUGUUUAGACUGUGGGAGAGCAUUUAUUUAUUCAUCUUAUCUUAGAAAUCACUGGCAAGUCCAUUUAGGAGAGAAGCCCCAUAAAUGCUCGGAGUGCGAUAAAUUUUUUUCUAGGAGAGAUAGUCUUUUGAUACAUCAGACAAUGCACAGUGGAGAGAAACCAUAUAAAUGUCCGGAGUGUGGGAAGUCUUUUUCUUGUGAAGAAUAUCUUAAAAAACACGAGAAGAUUCACACAGGAAAGAAGCCUUACAAGCAUGUAGAAAGAAAGAAAAAUAAACUGUGCUCAGAAUGUGGGAGAUGUUUCUCCCAAAGGGGAUACCUAAUUCGACAUGAGAAACGUCACAUCGGAGACAGACCCUAUCAAUGCCCAGAAUGUGACAAGCAUUAUGUGGUGUCUGCUGAACUCCGGAGACACCAGAAGGGGCACACAGGAGAGAAGCCCUAUACAUGUGGGGAGUGUGGGAAAGGUUUUCUCAGAACAAGAACGCUUCGGGUUCAUGAGAGAAUCCACACAGGGGAGAAGCCGUACAAAUGUGUGGAGUGUGGGAAAUGCUUUUCCCGAAAAGACCACCUUGGACGUCAUGAAAAGGUCCAUCAAAAAAUGAAGCGAAAAGCCCUGCAACUGAGAAGGCACCGGAAAUUAUCCUGGAUGGAGAAAUACUUUGAUAGCAACACUCAGAGGAACCAGGAGAGACUCUUCAAGUGCUCUGAGUGCGAGAUAUCCUUUGCUCACAAAUCCCUCCUUUUGAUUAACCGGAAGCUGGACAAGGGGAAUGGAUCCCAUCUGUGUUUGCAGUGUGGAAACUCGCUGGGACAUCAGAGCUCCUUAGUGUAUCCACCAGGGAAAGAGACCUCAGGAAGGCCUCAGUGUUUUUCCAGGCCUCAGAACAGCCCAACUGAAGAGAAACCCUGCAAUUGUGUGCAAUGUGGGCUUUGCUUUUCUCAAAACUCAGAGAUGCUUAAACAUCAACAAAUCCACACUGGACAAAAACCUUAUCAGUGUCUGGAGUGGGGGAAAUCUUUUGUUGGAAAAACAAGACUCAAAAUCCACGGGAAAAUUUACAUGGAAAUAAAGCCUUAUAAAUGCUUCAACUGUGGAAAAUGUUUCACUCGGAGUUCAUCACUUUACAAACAUAAUAAAACACACACAGAGGAGGAAAGCAGAACGUGCCAAGAAUGUGGGAAAUGUCUUUCCAGCAAAUCAGCCCUGCAGCAACAUCAGACAGUCCACACUGGGGAGAGACCUUAUCAAUGUCUGGAGUGUGGGAAAUGUUUUUCCACCAAAUCAGCCCGGCAGCGACAUCAGACAGUCCACACUGUUGAGAGACCUUAUGAAUGUCUGGAAUGUGGGAAAUGUUUUUCCAGGAAAUCAGUCCUGCAGCAACACCAGAGAAUCCACACUGGGGAAAGACCCUAUGAAUGCCCAGAAUGUGAGAAACGAUUUGGAAGUUCUUCCACACUUUGGAGUCACCAAAAGACGCACACGAGAGAAAAACUGUAUAAAUGUAACGAUUGUGAGAAAUGUUUUUCUCUAAGGGAAAAGCUUUUUCAACAUCAGAUCAUCCACACAGGGGAGAAACCCUACCAGUGCAUCGAGUGUGGAAAGUGUUUUUGUUCGAUAGCAAAUCUCAGACAUCAUGAGAAAAUUCACAGAGGGGAAAAAAAAUUCAAAUGUUUAGACUGUGGGAAAGCAUUUAUCCAAUCAGCUCAUCUUAGACGUCACUGGCAAGUCCAUAUAGGAGAGAAGCCCCAUAAAUGCUCAGAGUGCGAUAAAUGUUUUUCUAAGAAAAAUAGACUUCUGAUACAUCAGAGACUCCACAGUGGAGAGAAACCAUAUAAAUGUCCAGAGUGUGGGAAGUCUUUUUCUUGUGAACAAUAUCUUAGACAACACAAAAUGAUUCACACAACAAAGAAAUCUUACUUGUGCGUAGAAAGAAAUAAAAAUGAAAUGUGUUCAGAAUGUGGGAGAUGUUUCUCCCAAAGGUCACACCUAAUUCGACAUGAGAGACUUCACACUGGAGACAGGCCCUAUCAAUGCCCAGAAUGUGGGAAGCGAUUUGUGGAGUCUUCUGAACUCCAGAGACACCAGAGGGGGCACACAGGGGAGAAGCCCUAUAAAUGUGGGGAUUGUGCGAAAGGUUUUCUCACAGCAACACUGCUUCGGGUUCAUGAGAGAAUCCACACAGGGGAGAAACCGUACAAAUGUGUGGAGUGUGGGAAAUGCUUUUCCCAAAAACAACACCUCAGAAGUCAUCAAAAGGUCCAUCAAAGAAUGAAGCCAUAAAGACUCAUAAAGUGUAGAAAUGUUUUGCUCAAAAGGGAGGUAUCAGAAAACUCAUAUGGGAAAAGGCCUAACAGGCCCUGAUGGUGGAACAGUUUUUCUUUUUUUUUUAUUGAAAGAGUUUUAUUGACAAUUAACAAAAAAUUUUAAACCCACAAACCCAC
Messenger RNA from Crotalus tigris (Tiger rattlesnake), 4187 nucleotides. RefSeq names its product zinc finger protein 91-like. Bases 1156 to 4026 code for a protein of 956 amino acids. The record is from RefSeq and is a predicted model, not a curated record. NCBI's taxonomy places the organism in Eukaryota, Metazoa, Chordata, Lepidosauria, Squamata, Viperidae. The transcript is spliced from 4 exons. Gene Ontology annotation, biological process: negative regulation of transcription by RNA polymerase II; regulation of immune system process; regulation of cytokine production.